UCAUUUGACAGUUCUCUGCAGAACGGAGUGUUGACAUUUUGCAAAUGUCAAAGUAGCUCCGCGGUGUGUGAUCCACGAGAAAACUGUUCGAGAAAAAGGUGAAUCCUACGCGCACCAAAUAUGCCCAGUGCUUAGUCAGCGUUCCAGCCCGGGCAGAGUAAGUGUAUUUAUCCCAAAAGGUAUUCCUAAUCCUAAUUCACAAUUGGUCGUCGCAAUCGCUCCAAAAUGUCCCCGUCGGAAACGUGUGAGGACCUGAAAGCAUUUGAACGACGGCUGACGGAAGUGAUUGCCUGUCUGCAGCCGCCGACCCUACGAUGGAGGUUGCUGCUCGGUGUCACCGCGUUAGUGACCUGCGUCAGCGCAUUUUACUGGCUAACGGACCCGCGGACCUCCGUCGUGCCGCUGGUGGAUUCGCUGCUGAACCAUGGCAUUUUUACCAUUUCAACCCUCUUCCUGUUGGUUCUGUUCAUGUUCGGUAUCCAUAAGCUGGUGAUUGCGCCGCAGAUCAUCACAUCACGCACGAGGAACGUACUGGCCGAGUUUAACAUGUCCUGCGACGAAACGGGCAAGCUGAUCGUGCGUCCCAGACCGACCAACAACUCUCGCUACAUGGAUAUGAGUUAAGAUGGCAAAAUUCGUGCCCCGUACGUAAAGCACACCAUUAUUACCUGCUUGCCACGCGUCGCUGUAAAUAGAGGAUAAUACUACCCAUCUUCAUCCACCCCUACUCCGUUCCCUUCUCGAUGAAUCAAACCGAAAACGCUAAUGUAUUGGUAUUGGGGUGCGCGGACACCCUCCCGAUCGAGUUUAUUUAGUUUUGCUCCACAUGUUUGCGUUUUGUACAUUUUGCGUCAGUUUCAGGAAUAAAAGGAUUGAUGC
Messenger RNA from Anopheles merus, 879 nucleotides. It is a transcript of the gene Cnep1r2, whose product is annotated as nuclear envelope phosphatase-regulatory subunit 1 homolog. The record is from RefSeq and is a predicted model, not a curated record. Lineage: Eukaryota; Metazoa; Arthropoda; Insecta; Diptera; Culicidae. Bases 226 to 624 code for a protein of 132 amino acids. The transcript has 5 exons. Gene Ontology annotation, cellular component: Nem1-Spo7 phosphatase complex; cytoplasm.